AUGACUAUUACAGUCCCAUUUAAACAAGUUGACGUCUUUACAUCAAAACUUUUUAAGGGGAAUCCUGUUGCGGUGGUGAACUUCCUCGACGUUGAGGAAAGUAGCAUUACGCAAGAUACGUUACAAAGUAUUGCUAGAUGGACAAACCUGUCUGAGACAACAUUUUUAUUCAAGGCUACUGACCCUAAGAGUGACUAUAAAUUAAGAAUAUUUACACCCAUGUGCGAGCUGCCAUUCGCUGGGCACCCUACUGUCGGAUCUUGCCAAGCAUAUUUAGAGUUUUCCGGUAGAGAUGCCGUGGGCAAUAUAUACCAACAAUGCGGCGUGGGAGUUGUGGAACUAACCGUUGAGGACAAAAAAAUAUCUUUGAAGGGUCCACCACCCAAAGUGAUGGAAGUACCCUCUGCGGAAACUAGCGAUUACGAGGGCUCUUUGUCCGCAGAGUUCUUCCAGAAACCUAUGUUACUAGAUGUUGGUCCCAAGUGGAUUGUAGGUCUAAUGCGAGACCCGCAGUCGUGCUAUGAAUUGGAGCCCGAUUUCUCGAAGAUGAAGGCUUCUACCAUUAAGUAUGGAGCUAUCGGUCUAGUUGUCGCGGGUAAGUACCCUGGCGAGGAUAAGUAUGAAAUGAGGGCAUUCGCGCCAGGAGAUGGUGUACUGGAAGACCCCGUGUGCGGCAGCGGUUCUCUAGCGCUAGCCGCGUAUUUACAACAACUGAACAACUACGAAUCUAACUAUGAGUUUGAGAUUUAUCAGGGCAGAAGAUUGUAUAGAGAUGGGAAAGUCUCCGCUAAGAUCGAGCACCUUGGGGGUGAGGUGGAGUACUUUAUAGGCGGUGAGGCUAUCACCAUUGUAAAUGGUGAGAUAUCCGUUUGA
Lachancea thermotolerans CBS 6340 is the source of this 873-nucleotide messenger RNA. RefSeq names its product Yhi9p (gene YHI9). The record is from RefSeq and is a predicted model, not a curated record. Lineage: Eukaryota; Fungi; Ascomycota; Saccharomycetes; Saccharomycetales; Saccharomycetaceae. Gene Ontology annotation, biological process: biosynthetic process. The coding region runs from base 1 to 873 and encodes 290 amino acids. Gene Ontology annotation, cellular component: cytoplasm. The transcript has a single exon. Gene Ontology annotation, molecular function: isomerase activity.